Saprolegnia parasitica CBS 223.65 is the source of this 1449-nucleotide messenger RNA. RefSeq lists its product as hypothetical. Lineage: Eukaryota; Oomycota; Saprolegniomycetes; Saprolegniales; Saprolegniaceae. Gene Ontology annotation, molecular function: ammonium channel activity. The record is from RefSeq and is a predicted model, not a curated record. Bases 1 to 1449 code for a protein of 482 amino acids. The transcript has 2 exons. Gene Ontology annotation, cellular component: membrane. Gene Ontology annotation, biological process: ammonium transmembrane transport; ammonium homeostasis.
AUGCAAUUGAACGCAUCCUCCAUCUUGACGGUCAUCGUCAACGGCCAGCCCACCGAGAUUUCGUGGCCACAGCUGGCGUCGGCGGUCGCGUCCUCGCCGACGAUCGCACCUCUCCACACGCUCGACCUCUUUUGGUUUGUCUUUGGCGGCGUCCUCGUCUUCCUCAUGAUGCUCGGCCUCGCACUCCUCGAGAUUGGCUGCGUGCACAAGAAGAACACCAAGCACAUUCUCAUCCGGAUUCUUGGCGACUGCUGCAUCACGGGCUUGACGUACUAUGCAUUUGGCUACGGCUUUGCCUUUAUGGACGGCAAUGGCUUUAUCGGUUCGUCUGGCUUUUUCAUGCAAGGCGCCGCGUUCGUCGGCGCCUCCGAGGGCCAUGCGUACAGCGGCCACCGAUACGCCGACUGGUUCUUCCAGUGGGCGAUCGCGUCCGUAGCCGUCAACAUUUGCCACGGCGCGGUGGCCGAGCGCAUGCAACUGCGCGCGUACUUUGUCUACUCGUUCUGCGCCAGCCUUUUCAUCUACCCGGUCUGCGCGCACUGGGUGUGGGCCGAGACGGGCUGGGCGAGUAUGUUCAACGAAGGUCACCUCUUCUUGGACAUUGGCGUCAUGGACUUUGCCGGCACUGGUUGUCUGCACAUGUUUGCAGGCACGUCGGCGCUCGUCGGGUGUCUCUUGCUGGGUCCGCGCACGGGCCGCUUUAGCGAGAAAGGCGACGCGUGUGAGCUGCCGCAGCAGUCGGUGUUGUUCCAAUGCAUGGGCACGAUGAUUCUCUGGUUUGGCUGGUACGGUUUCAACUGCGUCUCGACGCUCGGUCUUGGCGGCACCAAAGGCGACGUCAUGGCCAAGGUCGCGGUCAACCUCACGCUCUCGGCGUGCACGGCCGGUCUUCUCACGGUGCUUCUGGACAAGCGGUUUGUCACUAAGACGUAUGACCUUGGCCAGGCCAACAAUGGCAUUCUCAUUGGGUGCGUCUCCGUCACGGGCGCGUGUCCUGUGCUCGAGCCCGAGGGCGCCAUUCUCAUGGGCGUUCUGGGCGCGGUGACGUAUCUUUUGCUCAAGAUUUUGCUGGCGCGCGCCGGUGUCGACGAUGUUGUCGAUGCAAUCCCUGUGCACGGCGGCGGCGGUUUCCUCGGGACGCUCGCGCCCGGCAUGCUGGCGUCCCCGGGUAGCGUCAAGAUGUUUUACGGCAACGAUCGGACCAACUGCGGCUUCCUGUACACUUGCGAGGGCGGCGGAGGCAAGCAGUUUGGCGCGCAGAUCGUGUACGCGAUUGCAAUCUUUGCCUUUGUCGCUGGCUGCUGCUGGCUCCGCGUCUCGCUUGAAGCCGAGGCCAUGGGCUUGGAUGCGUUUGAGCACGGCGGGUCGGCGUACAAUGAUGGCGACGAAGCGACGCAGACAAACCAAGAAAGCUACCAUGAUGCCAUCGAGAGCCCCAAUGGGCCAUAA